GUGAAUAUCUUACUUUUCGUCACUCGUGUCAAAGUCAAGGGUCUCUGUCGUCACUUCGUCAAGUGUGUGACGUGGAAUUAAAUUAAAACAUAGUUAUUUUAAUUACGAAGAUUAUUAAUUAGCAGGACAAACACACAUCAACAAAUCCGUCAUGUUCAAUCCCACCGAUUCACAGAAAAUCGGCAUUGGUCUUGUCGCUUUUGGAGCGUGUUUUCUAUUCCUUGGGGUCCUCCUCGUAUUUGAUAAGGGACUUUUGGCGAUCGGAAAUAUCUUAUUCUUAUGCGGACUAGCCUUCCUAAUCGGGUUGGAAAGGACGUUUCGAUUUUUCUUUCAACGCCACAAGAUUAAAGGGAGUGCGGCCUUCUUUGGCGGAAUAUUCGUGGUCCUCAUAGGAUGGCCGAUAAUUGGCAUGGUGGUGGAAACGUAUGGAUUCUUCCUCCUCUUUUCUGGCUUCUUCCCAUACGCCAUAAACUUUCUGCGGAGAGUUCCCGUCAUAGGGACGCUCCUCAAUAUGCCAGGAAUCAGCAAGUACGUCGAUCGCUUAGCAGGAGACACAUCGAGAUCAAAUGUUUGAUGCGGGACAUCAUAUCAUCAUCAUCCAUGAUUAAUUUUUUGUAUAUCGUGUCAAUUUAAGUUAUAAUUGUUCUCUUUUUUACUCGUGUGUAUGUAAAUAUGUGAUGGACGAAAAAAGGGGAAAUUACAAGACAUUUGCUAUGUA
Folsomia candida is the source of this 718-nucleotide messenger RNA. RefSeq names its product vesicle transport protein GOT1B. Gene Ontology annotation, biological process: retrograde transport, endosome to Golgi; endoplasmic reticulum to Golgi vesicle-mediated transport. NCBI's taxonomy places the organism in Eukaryota, Metazoa, Arthropoda, Collembola, Entomobryomorpha, Isotomidae. The record is from RefSeq and is a predicted model, not a curated record. Gene Ontology annotation, cellular component: endoplasmic reticulum; membrane. The transcript is spliced from 4 exons. The coding region runs from base 152 to 574 and encodes 140 amino acids.